UUUCUCGCUCGUCGUUCGGCGCGCUUGUGGAUGCUGCGCGUCUUCUGAGCAAAAUGCAGUUUCGCGCGCUUAAACUUUUUGUUUUUGUGCUUGUGCUAUGUAAGUGAUUACUUUUUUGUAUCGUUUGCCUAUUGUAUUUGUCUGGCAAACAAUGCUGUGGCAGCUUUUUUUUAUAAAUCUGCAUGUUUUAUCGAUUUGAAUAAUGCGAUUUCGUGGAUUUGGAACUGUGGUUUAUAUUUCCGAUUCGUAAGUGAUAAAUCAGCAGUGGUAUAGACUGUUAUAUAUUUGUUUGAAGAAUUCGAAAGAAAAUGAGUCACAUCUUCGUGGAUUUUAUUUAUACUUAGUGAUGCAGUAAAUCGUUACUGGGAACUGUUCAGAAUGUGUUGUUAUCUUCUAUGCAGAUUUUUAGCAGUUUAUCUUGUAGAGCUUUAGCGUAUUUUUCAAGCAUAUUAUUCCUGUUUUGAAGAUUCAACGAUUUUGUAUAUCAUAUAGUUUCUUUUGGAGACAGAAUUUACAGUUCGUAUGUGAAAAUAACAAAAGAUGUUCAGGAAUUGGACUCAUAAAAAGCCAAGGUCGGAUAUGUUAAAAUGCGAUUCCUUUCACUUUCGUUCUUAUGUGUGGUGCAAGUGCAGGGAAAUUUUCAUCCGGUAGAAGAACAUCUGGCGGAUAUAAAAGUGGUGGCGGCUUCUCAAGGGGAGGAAGCGGUAGCUCGUGGAAGGGAGGUGGUAGCACAUUUAAGACCGGAACCGUCAGUAAACCUAGUGGUACUUCGUAUGGCACUUCUUACGGCAAUAAGCAUUCGACACAGGACUUUUUGCACCAUGAAUCCAGGCCUGCCUCAACUACAGUUAAUAAAGCGUCUGCUCCACCAUUAUCGACGACCAACACUCAUCACAUGUCUCAGCACACGCCGAUAAACAACAAGCCAUUGAUCCACGAGAACCAUCAACAGUCGAGCGGCGGGCAAUUGCACUCCGACCCUUACUCUCGUCAACCAGCCACGAAUCCCCACAUCCACAAUUCCCCGGGAUACUCCCCUACCGGUGGCAACAAUUUUGGUGGAAGCAAUGUUCACUCGCAAGCUCCAUACCCCACGGGCCAUUCUGGCAAUGUCUACGGCGGCAUUCCACCGCCACCCGGCGGGAUCUCCGUUCCCAAAACUUCAGCUCCGUACCCUAUAGGCGUUCCUAACCAUCCGCACCCCAACCCCAAUAUAGGCAGCUCCUCCUACCCCUCGUCGAACUUGCCCAUCCAUCCUUCGACUCACACCCAACUGAACAACGCUGGACCGCCCCCGCCCUACCAUCAGCAAUACCCCGGCCCGCAGUAUCAGCCCCAUCCCCCACCCUACCAGCAGCAUGCCUCGUCGUACCCGCACUAUAGCCCGCCGCAGUACCAGCCCCACCCCCCGCCCUACCAGCCCGCCACGGUCGCCUUCGUACCCGGUCGCACCGUUUACGUCGACAGCGGCAAGAGUAGCAGACCUGGAAUAGGUUCCAUCAUCGCCGGGGGAGUCGCCGGUGGUGUCGCCGCUGGUGCUACCAACGCUAUCGUCGAUCACGCCAUCAGCAGUAUCUUCAGGCCCAGCUCGAGCCACAUCCACACUUACCCCAGUGCCCCCGUGGUUGGAACGCCAACCGUCACCCAUACGACUAACAAUUACUACUACGGCUCUGGGCCCGACAACAACGCCGGGGCUUCACCGUCGUAUAACAACAACAACAAUCAGCCGCAAGUGGUCGGACAACCUCCACAGACAACGUACGGAGGCCAGUCGUCAGGGCCACAGAGCGGCAACGGCAAUUUCAAUAACGCUCAGCCCAGCCUUGGCAAUCCGAGCGGCGUUACAACUGGCGGAAAUAACGACGGUAGAGCCGCCGACCCUUCGGUGAACAGUAACGGCGUCGUUAGUAGGACACCCGAAGGUCAACCGGCUCCUGCUCCAGUUGAUCCUAAUUUCAUCUCGGACGAGGAUUUGAUGAAGUUCACCGAGGAGCUGUUCGACAAGCAAGAGACAAACUUGGGCCAGUACAUCGAAGAACUGAACCUUCAGAAACGUGUCACCAACAGUGGCCAAGAGACCGUUCCCGAUGAAGCUCCCGAACCACUAUUCAAAAUCAAACCCGAGCUCUGGGAGAAGCCAACCGUGAAAACUCUUAGGGCUCUGUACGACAACUACCAACGCGAUGGAACGAAACCGGAGGUCCUGACUGACGAGAGAAGAAAUGAAGAAGCGGCUUUCCUCGAUGAGGUCGUGAAGACUCCCGUGAUGAGCAAGGCGCUGGAAUGGCUGGUUAACCACAAGUUCGUCGAAUCCGACAACUUCGAACAAAAAGCAGUUCUCAGACGUACGUGGUUCGCUAACUUCGACAACACUUCAUCUGGAUUCGAGCGAAUUUUCCUGUCGGAGAAGUUUGGCGACUCCGGUGUCGUUGGAAUGCAGAACUGGAUCUACUUCGCUCACCUUGAGGCUCAAAACGGUGUCAACUAUCUGGGAUACGUCGAUCAGUUGAACCUGAGUGGAAAAGGCCUGCUAUUAAAGUUGAACUACAAGACCGACGGCUUCACCAUCCAAAACGCAACCAUCUUUGUGGGAACUUCGCCCGAGCUGGAAUUGGCGCUUUACACCAUCUGCUACCACGCGAGGUCCAACAACUGGUGUCCCAUAUCGCUUGGCGGGGCUAAAUUCUUCAUUCUAACGCAUUCCUUCCAAUACCACAAAACUGAAUUGAUUGAUCUAGGAUUCCCCGCUUUCUAGAGUGUACGUCGAUGUCUUUGUUACAUCGUCUGUUCUAUAUUCUGCGAGAUGAAUACACUGUAAUACGUUUAUAAUUUUUUACGAUACUCGUUUGCAAUAUGAGUUUUGAUCCUCCUCAUCGGGAUAAAGUCAAUAUUAUCUGAACGAAAACGUUAUUUACAACAUACGACACAUACAUUACUCUAGUAAAAAAAUCUUUACUGUUUGAUCUGUAUAAAAUAUGACAAUCGUUUAUAUGUUUUUUCACAAUAAAAGAAAUACAAGUUUGUGAAGUGUAAU
Nasonia vitripennis (jewel wasp) is the source of this 3037-nucleotide messenger RNA. Its product is annotated as poly(U)-specific endoribonuclease homolog. The record is from RefSeq and is a predicted model, not a curated record. NCBI's taxonomy places the organism in Eukaryota, Metazoa, Arthropoda, Insecta, Hymenoptera, Pteromalidae. Gene Ontology annotation, molecular function: RNA endonuclease activity. The transcript is spliced from 8 exons. The coding region runs from base 614 to 2758 and encodes 714 amino acids.